AUGGUGUCAGUCAUACCAGUGAAGGAGAAGAAGCUCAUCGACGAUGUCAAAAUAGGAGAGCUGCCAAGCUGGAUACUGAUGUGGGAUUUUACUCCUAAAGGCAUUGCUGGAAUGUUUCAAAGGGGUUACUACAAAAUUUUUUUAACGUAUGUUAAUGUGAAGAAAGGAAAUGUCCCUGGGAUUUCUAUGGUGUUGGCAGCUUACGAGUUUUUCAACUACUUCCUUUCAUACAAGGAACUCAAACAUGAGCAGCUACACAAGUACCACUGA
Zalophus californianus (California sea lion) is the source of this 270-nucleotide messenger RNA. RefSeq names its product ATP synthase subunit f, mitochondrial-like. NCBI's taxonomy places the organism in Eukaryota, Metazoa, Chordata, Mammalia, Carnivora, Otariidae. Gene Ontology annotation, biological process: proton motive force-driven mitochondrial ATP synthesis. Gene Ontology annotation, molecular function: proton-transporting ATP synthase activity, rotational mechanism. The transcript is spliced from 2 exons. The record is from RefSeq and is a predicted model, not a curated record. The coding region runs from base 1 to 270 and encodes 89 amino acids.